Linum tenue is the source of this 462-nucleotide messenger RNA. The record is from the annotation of a GenBank genome assembly. Lineage: Eukaryota; Viridiplantae; Streptophyta; Magnoliopsida; Malpighiales; Linaceae.
ACUCUGGAGGCUGUUGAAACUGCGGAGAGCGUUUCGAACUUCGUGGAAGUAGGGUAUCUAUCCAGUGUCCACGGACUUCACGGAGAGAUUUGUGUUGAUCCCACUACGGAUUUCCCUGAACUACGAUUUUCCAAGCCCGGGAGAAGAUGGUUGAAGCAAUCUGUUAACGGUAAAGAAGUGAUUCAAGAAGUUGAGUUGCUUGAAGGGAGGGAAAACCCUGGGAAGAGGAGUUGGGUGCUUACUUGGAGGAUUUGAGACAGUUAAUGAGGCGAAGCAACUUAUUGGAUCAGCUUUGCUAGUCAGAGAAGAUGAUAGACCUGAGCUCGAGGAAGGGGAAUUCUAUACUCGUGACCUGGUUGGCAUGAGAGUGAUUCUCAAGUGGGGCAUGUGACCUUUUAAGAGUCAUGCUUACUCGUCAACAGAUGCAAUUGGUGUAACUGAAAUGCCGGUGGUUGAAGAAGC